UUUGCGUAAAAAAUUAUCGUCUUCAAAAGAAGGGGUGCUAAUCCAAGAUUCAAUUAUUACUCCCAGUAAUUAUUCCGCUCCGCUCUGAAUCUAAUCAAUUGAAGAAUACUGAGGGCAUAAUGGUGGUUGGAUCAAACUGUUCUGGCGAAGACUUUUAUAUCCUAACUUUAACAGAGGCAAACUAUGUUCUCGAGCUGCUGACAGCCGCUCAAGAAAGGGACAUUUACUAGGAAUUCUCCAGUGGCAUGACGAAGCACGGUUUUUUCUUUUGUAUGCGACAGGUUUUGAUUUAGUCCAAAGGAAAGCUUAUGAAAGCCACAUAUGAACCUUCUUGGUGAUCUUUGUAUGAAAAUAUUUUGAAAAUUUAAUUAAGGCAGAACCAAUGAGGAGGGCACUUGUUGGUUUCAAUGCCCCAUAAGAGAAAGACAUCCUCUUGUCUUUGGGAACUUAGGUGAGCUUUGCUUCCGUCUUAUUUUAGCCACCCCACAACUUCAAACAAAUAACUUGGUGUCUCUAGUUCAUGAGCGGUGGAGAUUACAGGAACCAUGGGCAGAAAUAUUGAAGAACAGACUGUUUUUCUCACUGAAGCUAAGGGUUUUGGAGGAAAAGUUUAUGAUGAACCAUCCUUCAACACAAUACUCAAAGCCUCACUCACACACGCCAGACCUAACAGUAUGGUUGUUAAGAAAGUAUGCCCUAGAGAAUACAUCCCUCCUCAUAUCGUAGCGGAGGCGAUAUCGACCCUCCAUGGCCUCGAUCUUCGGUGGUCUGGCCCGAUCACUCCUAACGAGAUGCAAUACGUCGAACAAUAUGUUCUUGCAAAAUAUCCUCAGUACUCUCAUGGCCUCAUAGAUGAUGAAGCUGACAAAAAUGAUCUGUACAAUUACAUUAACAACUCCCCUCAAAACCCUGAGGAUAGACGGAGAUCCCCUCGAGGGCUCAAUAGUGUUUCGUCCUCCCCCUCCUCUAUCGGCAGCAAUCACCCAGACCUCGACAGAACUCAACUGGAGCCUUCAAGACUCCUAGACAUUCUCACCAAGAAAUGUUCAUUUCCUGGUAGUUUCAUCUCUAUACCAGAGAUACAGGCAAGAAACCGUGUUUUAAAACAUUGUGGCUUAACCGAAGAGGACUACCUCGUUUUAUUUGUACCGAGCUAUAAGGAUGCAAUGAUGCUAGUAGGUGAAAGCUACCCGUUUUUUCGUUACAAUUACUACAUGUCAAUCCUCGAUGAAGAAGUAGACGCCAUCAGAGAAUUCGCGUCAUAUAAAGAAUCUAAGGUAAUUUCAGCGCCAGAGACAUGGCUUGAUCUAAGAAUCAAAGGGUCUCAGCUGAGUCAGUAUUUCAGGAGGAAGUGCAAGCACAGCCCUAAAGGGUUGUUCUCGUAUCCGGUGGAGGUGAGGGGAACACGGUAUUCGAUGCACUGGGUGUCAGAGGCGCACCGUAACUUGUGGCAUGUGCUUUUAGAUGCGACAGCGCUCGUGGUGGGCGAGGAUCGGCUGAGCUUGGCGCUACAUAGGCCGGACUUUGUGUUGUGUACUCUUGAUAAUACUCAUGCUUGCCCUUCUAAAGUUACUUGCCUUUUGGUGAGGAGGCAGUCUUUUGAGACUGUGGCUUCGUCACCCCAGUUUUAGUCCCAUACGGAUGUACUCUGAGGUUAGAGAUUAUGGUGGUGAAAGUAUAUGAGAAGGGAUUUAUAUUUGUUUUGCUUGUAUAUUUGUUCUUCAAGGAACUUGGUUUUAUGGUGUAAUUUAUAUAAUAAUAAUGCAAUUCUCUAUUGCAAACCUUAAUUGCUUUUUUUUUU
Messenger RNA from Asparagus officinalis (garden asparagus), 1801 nucleotides. RefSeq lists its product as uncharacterized. NCBI's taxonomy places the organism in Eukaryota, Viridiplantae, Streptophyta, Magnoliopsida, Asparagales, Asparagaceae. The transcript has 6 exons. Bases 546 to 1631 code for a protein of 361 amino acids. The record is from RefSeq and is a predicted model, not a curated record.